This is a messenger RNA of Mytilus californianus (California mussel), 1518 nucleotides long. RefSeq lists its product as uncharacterized. NCBI's taxonomy places the organism in Eukaryota, Metazoa, Mollusca, Bivalvia, Mytilida, Mytilidae. The transcript is spliced from 4 exons. The record is from RefSeq and is a predicted model, not a curated record. Bases 328 to 1359 code for a protein of 343 amino acids.
UGGAGCAUGAAACCUACUUACAAAAAUCGUAUUUAAAUCUAUUUGUUUAUUUAAAGGAAAUUACUGUUUAUGUUAUGGAGUAGUUACUUGAUUUCAAUAUAUAUAUAGUCCUGGCAGCCAGCAGUAAUUAAACAACCCCUCCCUUCAUCAAGUCUUUUGAUGUAUGCCCUAGCAGGUGAAAAUUGUUGAGUUUUAACAAGUAUACAGAAUUUUAAUGGAAGCCUCUGUUGAAAAAGUAGCAUGGCAAAAUGAAGAGUCAUUGCAACAAAGAAUGCUAAAUCAAUCUAUACAGACAAGUAUGAAAUCAAUGGUGGAAACUUGUUUAUCAUGCUAUGCUGUGCAGAAAAUUACAAGUUGGUAAAGCUGAAAAAUGUCUGCGUUGGUGUUCUAAAUACCUAUAUUAAUAUCCAAGGAAUAGCAUUUGCAUUUCCGGUUUCAGUUCAGUUUUCACUAUUGAAUACACAAAUCAGCUGUCUCAAAUUCAUUUCUGAUAAUACAGAGGAAUGUCUCCAAAUGCCAGGUUUUAUUUCGUUACCAGAAAACUGUAUUGAACUGAUACUUAGUUAUAAAGGUUUAUCGUGUAAAGAAGAGGUAUUGUUUGAGUAUGUUAUGAAAUGUGCCGUAAGCUUGUGUCAACAAACUAAUCUGGAAAUCAACAUUAAGAAUAAGCGAGUAGUAUUGCAAACAUUAAUCAAAUACAUUAGAUUUCCACUAAUGGAUGUAACGUAUUUUACCGACGUAUCAAGAAUCGGUAUCCUUACUCAAAAGGAAGUUAUUUCAGUAUUUCAAACAAUCCAUGGGAAUUUUAACGGUUGCUUUUCAGCAGUAAAACGAAACUCUCAGAUUAAAAGAAUGGUCAGAAAUGUUAAUGAUGCACAAAUAAUACAUUUAACCUCAACACAAAAACCACCGUUUGCAAUGUGUAUCGAUGUAUCGUGUAGCGUCACAACUAUUUUACAUGGAAUAUCACUUGGCUGCAUGUAUAAUGGAGGCAAAUUUCAGUGCAUUAUUACACAUUUAAAAGUUAAAUCAUUCCCAGAACGAAAAUUACCAAUGGUUUGUCCAAACAACCAACCAACAGUUGUAGAUAUACUAUCUAAACUAGAUAAUUUGAAAUUAGGGAUCAACGACAACGUGCAGUUACGUGAUAUUUUACUGAAAGAACCAGUCAUCUUAUCAAAAGAUAAUUGGUAUGUAAUAGAAAUAUUGGUAAAUAAUAUAUCAGGUUCAGUGAAAUCGUCAAAUUGCUGGGACAGUGUUAUUGAUGGAAACAUUCAAGUUAUGUUUAGAAAACACUCAGAAAAAACGGAAAACGUACAUCCUGAACUUAUUUGUGGUGUUCUUGUGAGUGAAAAAUGAAAUUGUUAGGACCAUAUGCAUCAAAUUUACUUUCUAAGAUGAACUACGAUUUUAUUUUAAAUAAAUAUAAGAUAACUUCUAAUAGAUAUAUUAUGAGGUGAUACACAUGUUUUUAUUUGGUACAUUUUCUUAAGAAAUAUCAAUCUAUUGACUAUUCAA